Molecule: messenger RNA, 1064 nt
Organism: Triplophysa dalaica
Lineage: Eukaryota; Metazoa; Chordata; Actinopteri; Cypriniformes; Nemacheilidae
Gene: nxnl2
Product: nucleoredoxin like 2
Exons: 2
Coding region: 224-694 (156 amino acids)
Biological process (GO): sensory perception; photoreceptor cell maintenance
Source: RefSeq, a predicted model, not a curated record
GUCCGUAUGUUCGCGACCCUACAGGUUAAGCUGUCAGUAUACUCGCAUGAGCUCUCGGGUUCAUUAUAAUCGCAAGUGCUAUACACACUUAAACUUAAAAAACACUUUGUAAGAAACAAAACAAUACGUUUUUUUCCAGGAAUAGUUCAUUAGGACACUUCAUUUGGAGAGCGCGGUUACCUGCACGCGCACCUGUCAUCCUCGUCACCUGUGAUCUUCAGCUAUGGUUGAGGUGUUUUCGGGGCGAACUCUCGUGAAUAAAGAGGGAGACCUGGUCGAUCCGGAGGAAGCUCUCAGAAAUAAAGUAGUUGGUUUGUACUUCUCGGGCGGAUGGUGUCCACCCUGCAGAGAUUUUACACCACUGCUGUGUGAUUUCUUCACGGAGCUGGUGGAGGAGACAGAACCGCCUGCCCGGUUUGAAAUCGUGUUCAUAUCAUCGGAUAAAUCCGCGGAGGACAUGGUGGAGUAUUAUCAUGACAUGCACGGAGACUGGCUGGCCCUGCCAUGGUCAGAUCCUUAUAAACAUGAACUAAAGAAGAGAUACAACAUCACAGUUGUGCCGAAGCUGGUGAUUGUGAAGGAGAACGGUGAGGUUAUCACUGACAAAGGCAGAAAGCAGAUUCGGGAUCAAGGUCUGGCCUGUUUCCGGAGUUGGGUUGAGGUGGCAGAAAUCUUCCAGAAUUUUGAAGCUUAGGAAACAUGUGGACUGGUUUCAUGGAUCCCACAGAAUCCCUGAGGGCUUCUGAAGCUGUUAUGAGAUUUUAGCUUUAGAAAAGAGUCAGAACGUUUUAUGCAACAUUUUAUGCAAUUUUACAAAAGAGCUUUAACCUAUGUUUUACAAAGACAUCUUUUUAAAAAUCUUUUGCUACAUAAUUUUGAAUGUAAUUCAUUCAGCUGCUUUUAUAAGAAUAUCUAUUUUCCUUAAUGCUGUGAAUGUGUGCAUAUUCUCUACUGGUUAAAUAACGUCGAGUUUGUACUUGAAGAAGAACAGCAGAUGUUUACUGGUUGUGUUGUUAUGGUGCAUCCAAGUCAUUUCUAUUCCUCAGCGUCUCAUUAAAGUUCUC